This is a messenger RNA of Gambusia affinis (western mosquitofish), 766 nucleotides long. Its product is annotated as histone H2B 1/2-like. Gene Ontology annotation, molecular function: DNA binding; protein heterodimerization activity; structural constituent of chromatin. The record is from RefSeq and is a predicted model, not a curated record. Gene Ontology annotation, cellular component: nucleosome. The transcript has a single exon. Lineage: Eukaryota; Metazoa; Chordata; Actinopteri; Cyprinodontiformes; Poeciliidae. The coding region runs from base 39 to 413 and encodes 124 amino acids.
CUGCAGCUCAUUCGUCGCUGUGAGUUUUCAGAGACAACAUGCCCGAACCCGCCAAAUCCGCGCCCAAGAAGGGCUCCAAGAAAGCGGUCACGAAGACCGCCGGCAAAGGAGGCAAGAAGAAGAGAAGGACCAGGAAGGAGAGCUACGCCAUCUACGUCUACAAAGUGCUCAAGCAGGUCCACCCCGAUACCGGAAUCUCCUCCAAGGCCAUGAGCAUCAUGAACUCCUUCGUCAACGACAUCUUUGAGCGCAUCGCGUCCGAGGCUUCCCGUCUGGCUCAUUACAACAAGCGCUCCACCAUCACCUCCAGGGAGAUCCAGACCGCAGUGCGCCUCCUGCUGCCCGGUGAGCUGGCCAAGCACGCCGUGUCUGAGGGAACCAAGGCGGUCACCAAGUACACCAGCUCCAAGUAAAAAGCUCUGCUGUUGUCACACCAACCCAACGGCUCUUUUAAGAGCCGCUCACUACAUCUGGAGAGCUUUGGUCAUGAUGAUCUGCCUCUUGAUAAAUCAUUUCUGCAAUUCAGAGCUAUUUAAAUUGUUUUCUAAUAAUAUAAUUUAAAGAUCAGAGAAAAACUGAAAUCAAGGUGAAACAUUUCACAAAUGGCUAAUCUACACAUUUCAUGAAUUGGCCGACAUGAUAAUACUAAGGUAAAAUCCUAUGUAUUUGACUAUCACUGAAAAGUGUCCAGAGGUCCAAUAGAUUUCAGCUUUUGUUGCUAAUCAGAUUCUCCUGGUUAUAUAACAACCAUUUUUUUCUGUUGCUA